AUGGAAGUCCCGUCCCCCCAGCAGGUCCUGGCACCCCAGCCCGUGAAGCAGGAGGACCCGGUCACCACUGAGGGCCUGGCUCUGGACUCCCCGUGGCGCCGCUUCCGCCACUUCCACCUGGGCGAUGCGCCUGGUCCCAGGGAGGCGCUGGGCCUCCUGCGCGCCCUGUGCCGUGAUUGGCUGCGCCCUGAGGUGCACACCAAGGAGCAGAUGCUGGAGCUGCUGGUGCUGGAGCAGUUCCUGAGCGCCCUGCCCAUCGCCGUCCAGGCCUGGGUGCGCGGCCAGCGACCCCGAAGCGGAGAAGAGGCCGUGGCCCUGCUGGAGGAGCUGUGGGGACCCACGAACUCCCCAGAUCGGUCAUCAGAGACGAGGGCACCUCAGGAUGUGACGGAAGGCUCCGGGCUUUGCAUGGGGAAAGAAGGUAGUGGGAUGAUUCCCGUAGCAGGAGACACGGCGCCGGGACCCGAGGUGCCUGGGACAGGGGAUGUGCAGGCCGCCCGGCUAUACAAGCAGGAGCCUGGCAGACCCCCGGUGGUCACGCAGGCACCCAGCUUCCUGGCGGUCCCGGGCUCCUCGUCCUGCCCAGAGUGCGGCAAGACGGCCACGAACCCCGCGCACCUGCUACGCCACAGGCAGAGCCAUUCUGCGGAAAAGCCGCAUGCGUGUCCCGAGUGCGGCAAGGCCUUUCGACGCAAGGAGCACCUGCGGCGCCACCGUGGCACGCACCCUGGCAGCCCAGGCUUGGCACUGCGCGCACUGCCGGCCCGCGAGCGCCCGCACGCCUGCUGCGAGUGCGGGAAGACCUUCUACUGGCGCGAGCACCUGGUGCGCCACCGCAAGACGCACUCUGGCGCGCGGCCCUUUGCCUGCUGGCAGUGCGGCAAGGGCUUUGGGCGCCGCGAGCACGUGCUGCGCCACCAGCGGAUCCACGGGCGUGCGGUCAACACCUCCACGGCUACACCCGGCACCGACACCGGGGCACCUUUCCCUGUUUGGCCCCUGGGCUAGUGGGCUUCCACACUGUUCUCAUUGUCCUGGUGCUGCCCAUGGGCCAUCACCCAUGGCUGUAGUUUUCGCCAGGCAUUCCUCUCCGUUUGCGCCUCUCUGCUACCAUCUCCUCCAAGGUCUGAAUCUCUUGGUGCUCUGUUCUCGCCAUUCAGCUUUCCCAUUUCGUCCCUUCCUGAUUCCUGCCUCUCUCCCACCCUGUAACGGGUGCCUCCAGACGGUCCCUCUUUCCAUGGCCCAGCUUCCCUCUCCCCCUUUCCCUGCCCCACUCGGGGAUGUCGGAACAGAUGAAGCCCUGGAGACCCUCAGGGGCCAUGUGCCAGGGGCCUUGAAGAGUAGGUUAGCAAGGAGCCAUGGGCUGGGCACCCCUUGACCAAGAGGAGGCUGAAGAGAAGGGGUUGGAUCUUGUCACAUGGAGCCCUACCCAGAGCAGAGUGCGGGGUGGGGGAGGGCAGGGUGUGAUGAUCUGACCAGAUGGACAGGGACUUGGCGGGAGGGACCCUCUGUCUCCUCUUUGCAACCUAGCAAGGCAUGGAAUGGACAGAUGCGCCUGCUGGGUGAGUGAGUUGGAGACCAUCAUCACCAGCAUCCACAGAGUAAUAAAGCCACUGACCCAGUUUGUGCCGGAGUCUGGAGUUCUGUCCACACCUGCCACCCACCAGUUGUACCAGAGGGCCUGGAGGGGGUUGGGGGAGACUCAGCAAGACGGGUUUCCUGGUCUGCAACUGGGACUUGCCCAGUGUGAAGGAGGCCUUUUUUAUUUUUUCCAUUUUUUAAAAAACAGGCUUUUAAUUGUGGCAAAAAUAUGCUUAAGAAAACACCAAAUCAACAGUUUCUACAUGGGUAAUUCAUAGACUUUAAUAUUUAUAGCCAUUUGGGUUUAUAGAAAAAUUGUGCAGAAAGUGU
Molecule: messenger RNA, 1911 nt
Organism: Trichechus manatus latirostris (Florida manatee)
Lineage: Eukaryota; Metazoa; Chordata; Mammalia; Sirenia; Trichechidae
Gene: ZNF444
Product: zinc finger protein 444
Exons: 3
Coding region: 1-1008 (335 amino acids)
Source: RefSeq, a predicted model, not a curated record